UCAUUAGCGUGUGCCAAGUGCAUGCUGGGUAAACCCAUACGAGAAUGUUAAUCUUCAGCCACAGAGAAGGUGGUCACCCAGGAGAGCUUAGAGCAGCAGUACAGUCCCAGUAUUUGUGGGGGCCAACCUCAACAAAGGCUCUUUAUUAGCGCCCACAACAAAGCUCUGUUCUCCCCCCCAGCUCUGACCACGUCGCACACCAGCACCAAAACACAACCAAGAUAUUUGCACCAGUGAAAAAAAACAAAAAAAAGAACGCACUAGGAAGGGUAUUCUGUCGUCACUCUUUGUCUCUUGUUGUGUUGUUGCUUGGACGCCUCCGACCAGCUGUUCUUUAUGUGGGUCACAGCCCCCGAGCCAAUGCCCGCCUGCGUGAAGAGAGAACACCACUGAGGACAUCGAGGAUACCCGGCCUGUUUUUCGGGCUCUCGUUUGGGUUCCUCCAGCGCAGACCCACCUGAGCGGAGAACAAACAGGAGGAGCGGGGAGCAUGGAGCCUGAGACCAGCCACACCCAGACCCACAACGCUGCAGAUCUGAGGGCGUCCGAGGUGGAGGUGCUGAGGUCGCACGUGGUGGACAUCAUCGGAGGGGCGGGCCGCGGGGCCCGUCGGAGCCUGGAGGACCCCGGCAAGGAGCUGCAGGAGGAGGAGGACGACGAAGGAGACGACUCGGUGUUCUACGACGACGGAGUCCCGGCUCCCCGGCCCGGGGAGGAGGAGGAGGAGGAGGAGGAGAAGAAGGAGGCCCGACCUCGACUUUGCGACGCUAGGAAACGCAGAGAGGGGCUGGUCGGGAGCGAGGGGGGAGUGGGGGGGCCGGGGCCUGGAGAGAUUGAUGCUGUUGCUUCAUCCACGCAGAUGGAGCGUCCCCAGGAGACACAACAGGACAUGAUGAAGAGCCGGCUGGAGGAACAUCAAGAACCGCAGCGCAGCCUGGCCACCGGGGACUCCAAGGAUCCCGGCGGUGGAUUCACUGAGGACAAACACACGCCCAAGGCACGCCCUGAACUCUGCACAUCCAUACCAAAAGGAGAUCUAGUGGAUGUGGAGCAGAAGGAGGAGGAGGUGGAGGGAGAAGAUAAGAAGGGGGAGGAGGAGGAGGUUUCAUCCCGUCGGCAGCAGAGAGCGGAGCCUGCAGCUGAGCCGGGGCCCGGCGGCAGAUCGAAGGAGAGACGGGCCCCCACCACCACCACCACCACGGCCGCCGCCGCCGCCAUCGCCGUCCCCGAGCCAGCUGGGGCGGAGAACCUCCCGCAGCAGAUGUCUUCUGAUGAACUCCAGAUCCCGGGAGCGAACCGGGAGGAGCCGGACCAGCUUGAGCAGCCGGACCACAACUCCCAGAGUUCCACGGGACGCCCCCAGGAACCCGGUCCUGGAUAUUCCACCCUGCCUCUUCCUAAGAAAUUGAGUCGCAGCGUCAGCGCCAAACAGGUUGCCUCGGAUGUUGAGGCCUCCGCCCCCAGAUACAACACCCUCUCCUACCGCAAGAUUCAGAGAGGCAACACCCGGCAGAAGAUCAAGGAGUUUGAGUUCAAGGGAAUGAAGCUGUGAGGACCUUUUGUAGAAGAUCAGAGUGUCGUUAUUAUUACUACGCGGGAACACACCUUAAAUGAGUCAUCUAAUCAACAUUUAAACAUACUUGGGAAUGUGCUAUAACAUCCUAACCAUACUGAAGCCCUAGGACAGAUUGUGCAAAUAUUACUUAAAGGCGCGUUUGUAAAGAGAGAGGGAGCAGAAGGGAGCGAAAGAGAGCAAGAAUUCUGACACUAAUCCAGAAGAGCCUCCUUCUCUACUGCACCUUUAAACAUUUGAAGGUCCUGUAGGUAAUUGAUUCAAACUAUCAUUUGAGUAUAAUUUCUGAACAAUGACCUAGCCAUCCUUCAACCAUUAGUGAGAGAAAUGAGCUGUGAUAAUAUCUGUUGAGUUGACUUCCUUCGUAUGAGCCGAUUUAGAUUUGAGACAGCUCCCGGCUCAUUUCUGACCAAUCAGGGCAUCUCUUCCCUGUUUGAAGCCGAGAGGGAGGGAAUUUCAUUGGUGGUUUACUUUCAAAAUCUUGCCCUCUCGGUUAACAACUCUUCAAUCCUAUAUUCAGUGCCAGCGUCACCAUUACAUAGAGAAUGAACAAAGCUCAUUAAGUACAAAUUUAAUCACCUGAAGGUCUGUCUUAUUAAUAGUUAAGUUCCAACAAAAGGCCUUUCUGCUUAUGCAAGGCUCAACUUCACACAAAAGAUUAGAUCAGAGGGAAUGAGGCCAUGUAGGCCCAGUCCCAUUUCUACCCCUUACCCCUCCCCCUUGUUUUGAAGGGGUAAGGGGAAGGGGUAAGGGGUAGAAAUCCCAUUUCUUGAUAAUGUAGAAAGUGUUCAGUAAUGGUGACUAUACCAUCUAUCAGGGUUGGCAGAAAUCUGUUCCCCCUUUAUUUCUAGAGUUUGUCUAUUAGUUUGUAUUUUGAAGGGGUAAGGGGUAGAAAUCCCAUUUCUACUCCUUACCCCUUCCCCUUCAAAACAAGGGGGAGGGGUAAGGGGUAGAAAUGGAAUUGGGCUGUAAUCUACCGGUGCACAGCACAAAUAAAUCGGUAGGUACUACCGAUGGUAAGGUGGUUUCCUUUUGUUCCUUUAAGCCUUGGUUAAUAAUCUUUGAGCAGCGUAACCCUUAAGCAUCAUAUAGAACAGAUGAUCUAUACAAAUCUGAAAUGUACAGGAUAUGCAAGUACUAAUGCUAGUUGUUUGGACUGAUUGCUCACAAAUGGUUAAUGAUUGAUUCAAAUUUUCUCAGCUACUUGGUAUUAAUCUGUCUAUUAAUCUCCAGAAGUAAUGAUCAGUAUACACGCUUUGGCAGCUGUAUGACACGUGAGGAAUAAACAGACAUGUACGAACCCUUUAAA
Molecule: messenger RNA, 2882 nt
Organism: Gadus morhua (Atlantic cod)
Lineage: Eukaryota; Metazoa; Chordata; Actinopteri; Gadiformes; Gadidae
Gene: ermn
Product: ermin
Exons: 2
Coding region: 491-1552 (353 amino acids)
Source: RefSeq, a predicted model, not a curated record